Molecule: messenger RNA, 4971 nt
Organism: Grus americana (Whooping crane)
Lineage: Eukaryota; Metazoa; Chordata; Aves; Gruiformes; Gruidae
Gene: NXPE3
Product: neurexophilin and PC-esterase domain family member 3
Exons: 8
Coding region: 254-2020 (588 amino acids)
Source: RefSeq, a predicted model, not a curated record
CGGGCCCAUAGAUAUACGGCGAGCCGCCUCCGGGCCGGGGGUGACGCCGCUACCUGGCCCGGGGGAACGGCUGGGGCUGCGGUUAUUUUCGGCCUUUCGCGUGGACAGCUUCAGAGAAUGCUCCAAGAAUAGGGAAUGAAGUGGAAGUCAACUGAAUUCUCUUGUGCACUACUGAGACGAAAUGACAUUCAUGUUUAUGGUGAAUGGAAGUCAUGGCAGCAUCUAACAUGGGCGGGAAAGACAUGAAUGGACAAUGUGGCGUGACUCGUUCAGAUUGCAAAUCUUCUGCCUGCUUAUGGCAGGACUGGCUAUCGUGGUGCUGGUCCAUAAUUUUUUUCAGUUAGAGUACCAACCAUUGAAGAACCAACUGAAAUACAGAAACUUGAUCUUGGGAGCUGACACUGAACACAAGAGUGUUCAAACACAGCACCUGGAUGAUGACACAAUUUCGGGAUCAAAUUGGAUAACAGAAAACAAUGUCCAGCAUUCUCUAUCCCAGACAACCAAAACUACCAGGAAGCCUUACUGCAGUUACAAGCAGCAGACUUUGUCCAAAAGAGAACAAGCAGAACAGGAAUCGUUGCUUGCUGCAAUACUGUGGCCAAAACCCCCUGAUGGCAAAAUUGCCUUCGUAGAAAGCACUGAUCCUGCACAUAGUGACUUUGUGAUUGUGAAACCCAGCAGGUUCUUCAAGGUGGGGGAUGAGUUAGAGGUGCUUGUUCGCGUGAAGGAUUUCCAAGGCAAACCCAAGCAGUAUGGUGGAGACUAUCUACAGGCACGAAUUCACUCUCCUCUGCUGAAAGCUGGAGCAACAGGAAGGAUUGUAGAUUGCCGUAACGGCCUUUACAAAGUCUUCUUUACCUUGCUUUGGCCAGGAGAGGUCAAAGUUUCUGUGUCACUUGUCCAUCCGAGUGAAGCAAUCCAAGUCCUCCUGCGUUUACGAGAAGAAAAGCCGGACAGGGUCUAUUUCAAAAGCUCGUUCAAGUCUGGGAGGUAUUCGGAAACUACCGAGUGCAAUGUUUGCUUGCCUGGAGAUCUCCCGGUCUGUAACUUCACAGAUCUUUACACGGGUGAGCCAUGGUUUUGUUACAAGCCUCGAAAACUGUCCUGUGCCAGCCGAAUCAGCCAUGCCAAGGGUGGAUAUCAAAAAGGGCUUCUGACACAAGAGGAAAGCCUCUUUUUCCAAAGUGAUGUGAAUAUCAAAAGGCCAAUACUCUCCAGUGGACCCGAUUCAGUGAUUGUAAAGCCCAAGGCAUUUACAGAUGCCAGCAGUAUGGACAAAGCUGAAGAUCCCACAGUUUCUCCUUCUGGGUUUUAUUAUGAAGACCAGUGGAGGUCCAGAACACACUGGAUCCAUCAUUUUAACAAGUCAGAUGAUAUAACCAAGUGCUUACAAGGAAAAGUAAUCCACUUGUUUGGCGACUCUACAAUAAGGCAGUGGUUUGAAUAUCUGACAGCAUUUGUUCCAGAUCUAGUGGAAUUUAACCUGGGGAGUCCUAAGAACGUGGGCCCUUUCAUGUCUGUGGACCUGAAGCACAAUAUCCUACUGAAGUUCCGCUGUCACGGGCCACCCAUUCGCUUUUCAACAGUCUUUAGCAGUGAACUGCGCUACAUUGCCAAUGAACUGAAUGGCAUAGUGGGUGGGAGAAACACGGUGAUAGCCAUCACUAUAUGGUCCCACUUCAGCACUUUCCCUGUGGAAGUGUAUAUCCGGCGGCUGAGGAACAUUCGGAGAUCAAUUAUUCAACUGCUGGAUCGCAGCCCCAAGACUUUAAUCGUCAUCAGAACCGCUAACGUUCAGGAGCUUGGACCGGAAGUGAGCCUCUUUAACAGUGACUGGUAUUCCUUUCAGCUUGAUUCUGUCAUGAGGAAAAUGUUCUCAGGAAUUGCUGUGCACUUUGUGGAUGCUUGGGAGAUGUCUCUGGCUCAUUACUUGCCACAUAACUUGCACCCAAAAGAAGUCAUUGUUAAGAAUCAAAUAGAUGCGUUUUUAUCUUACGUGUGCCCUCUGCAAACUUAGCACAAGUGGGUAUCCCUAUGUCAUCUUUUGCUAUAGCCGAAGUAAAGUUGCUCUUUGCUGGAGCUAUCGAACGAUGUUGGAUGGUAUGGAAGAACUCUGGUUAUUGUACUUGCAUGCAGUACAAGCGGGGUGGCCUUAACUCUGGGUAGCUGUGAAGGGUGGUAAAGAGGAGUCGACUGUUCUUCCUGCAAGGUUGAUUCCUUUCAACCUUAUCAGUCAUAUCUGAGAUUAUUAGAGAGCACCUUAAAUUAAAUUGACAGGAUUCAAUACGAAAUUAUGUGGGUUAUUAGCUUUACUAGUUGUCUGCACCGUAUGCUUGAUUUAAUCCAUAUGAUACUGAUUCCGUUGCCAGGGUCUUGCUGCUCAGAACUGUGUGUGAAACCUGGGAAGGAUUUUGGGAGGGGUCUUUCCCUCAGUGUUCUGGAGUUAGAGGGACAUCCCCUCCAGUUGUAUGUCAGAGAAGCACAGUGUCUAUUCUUGUUUCAAAGUCCUGAUUAGCAACAUGAAGGGAGUGUACCAAAAUCGCUAAUAUCAAUCAAGGAAGCACAAUCAAAAUAUCUGUAGUAAUAAGUUACCAAGAAUUUGCUGAAAUUUAAUAGAGCACACUAGUUAGGCACCCUUGGUGUUUACAGAUGGCUGCUAAAUAAUGCAAAUAGCCAGUAUUUUAGUUUGGUUUCCUGUACUACUGAGUCUCUUCUGAGCUUUGAUACACUGUCUACUUCUUCAUUUAUCUGUAAUGAAGAAAUGCAUAUAUUAUGACCUCAAUGAAGACACCGUCUCAGGCAGUUUCUGCAAGUUCAAGUUGCAGGCUCGCCUACUUGAAGCUUGAAGCAUUUGCUACUUAAAAGUGUUUCCCUUCCCUGUAAGACAAAGCUAUUCCGUUAUGCUCCUGCAAAGCUGGACUUCUGGUAAUUACUCUUGUACAUCAUUUAUACGUUGUGCCUGCAUGGAGAAGCCAAGUGACCUGAAUGCACUUGACGAUGUUUGGCAAUGGGUAACAGUAACUGGCACUCACUGGUGUCAAGGCCAUGCGAUGAUGCCCCUUCUGUGUUUGGCAGUUUUAUCAUUUAUUCAUGAGCUUCACUGCUGCCAGUAUGAAAGGCCAAAAAACCCACACCCAAAAGCCAAACACACAGAGGGUUGCCCUUCAAACAGAUGCUUGGUAGGUAUUUGCGGUUUUGCUGAUGUGAAAGCUGGUGGCUCUCGGGCCUCUGGGCGUGGUGUUUGCUGCUGCCGAUUUGACUGAGCCCGUGUAUAGUUUUAACAAGUAGCGUUUUGUAAAGAAAGUUUUGAUUAAAUUCUACCCCCAAAUUAAACAGCAGUGUUCCAUGUUUCUGGUCCCAGUCAGGCCAGAGGUAGUCUCUACCAGCGGCCUCACUGAGAAAGGACAUGAGGAAAUGGCCUCAAGUUGCACCAGGGGAGGUUUAGGUUGGAUAUUAGGAAAAAUUUCUUCACCGAAAGGGUUGUCAAGCACUGGAACAGGCUGCCCAGGGAAGUGGUUGAGUCGCCAUCCCUGGAGAUAUUUGAGACACGUAGACGUGGCACUUAGGGACAUGGUUUAGUGGUGGACUUGGCAGUGCUUGGUUAACGGUUGGACUUGAUGAUCAUAAAGGUCUUUUCCAACCAAAAGAAUUCUCUAUGUCUCAAAACAGUAGUGGAGUGCUUCUGAAGCAGCUCAUCAUGCUUAAGUAGAAUAUGAAAGUUGAGUCUUUGUGAGCUAACUGACAAGAUUAGUAAGGCAAAUUGGUAGGUUGCAGAGAGUGGAAUGAUUGAAAUAUCUUCGUAUUAGAGAUGUUUUACUCUUUGCCAGGUUUGCUGCUAUGUUAGGAAGAUUGUACUCUUACUGCUGGAGCCCCAAGAGAGCUAAUGCUACCAGCUACAGGAACGGUAUUUUUGUUUUCUUCAUUUUAAAAGACAACUGAGAACUGUUUUAAAAACAUGUAAAUGCUUUUAGCAUGUAAAAGUUGUCAGUAGCAUCCAUCUAUACACAUACCAAUUUUAAAAUGUUUUAAAAUGACUGGAGGAGUGGCAUACACUGGAAUAGCAUUUAUUUAUUUCAAAUCAGAAUUAAGGAGGUCCAAUUUGCCGGUUCCUAUCGACAACCGCCUGACAUAGCAUCUGUCCAUACAUUAGCUUUAGGUAACUAUUUCUUACUUUAAUAUGUUAAUGGCAAUUUAUUCUCUGCUAAAAAGAGAUCAGACCAAUUCAGGUCUGGGAAAGUAAACCACCACAAUGCAAAAUGACCUUUCAUCUUUUCCAGGUAUGUUUUUUUAAAAUAGGUAGAGUAUAAGGCUUUCAUCCUGAAUAACAAAUCUAUCCAAAUAAUGUUAAUGAAAAUAAGACUUCAGACUUUUACUUUGAAGGAAACUACUUAAUUUGUGGACUAACCAUUUGGUUUUCCUCAUAAAGUCAUAUCAUGUGUGAAAGUGUUGUGGUGGCAUGUUUCUUCUCCAAAUGUUGUAGUGCUCACCACUGCCCUUUCUUCCACAGCAACUUUAUAUCGCUUUUAGCAGCCAAGAACAGAUAGAGAAGAGCAUAUUUUUUUUAAUGUUUUGACAAUUGAGGGAAAGAGAACAAGACUGCUAUUAGCAAAGAUGUUUAAUCACGUUCUAGUAGAACCUCUCCCUUUUAGAUUAAUUAGAUUAAUUUUUUAGUAACAGAUUAACUUUUAGGCAAUGAACUUGAGGGAAAUUGCCAGUUGAUUUGGAAUGAGGACCAAUAUUUCGUUUCUUUGGGCUCUGGAAUAGACAGGAAGGAGAAAGGGGGAAACUAAGGAUUUACUCAUAUUUUAAGAUGAAGUCUGGGGACACUAUGUUUUUAUAUGUCAUUCAGUUGAACUAUAAAUGAUUUUUCAUUUCUAGUCUUGUCUUUUUACCAGUUGCAGCAGUUGUGUAUGUACUGUAUAUGGAAACAUAGAAGCAAUAAAAUAUUUUUAAUUUGGUUUCUUUAAA